Messenger RNA from Penaeus vannamei (Pacific white shrimp), 1837 nucleotides. The record is from RefSeq and is a predicted model, not a curated record. NCBI's taxonomy places the organism in Eukaryota, Metazoa, Arthropoda, Malacostraca, Decapoda, Penaeidae.
GAGAACUUUUAAGAGUCAAGGUUAUGUUAUUGGUUUCGGUGGUUGUCUUGUGAUGAAUACUUGCAUCUUAUUUGGAGAGAAAAAAAACGCACGCCUCUGCUGGAACACUUGUGCGUACACUGUGCGUACACGGGGAAAUUUUGUUUGCGAAUCUCAUGUGUAUGGGUUUGUGCGGACUUGUCAUUUGCCGAGCUACAUUGCCAAUGCUUUAUGCGAAGUGCUCAUUGACCCCGUUGCGGAACAUGGCUAAGUCGUGCUGCUACACUUGCCUUUCUACAUCUAGAGAAUGUGUUCCUUAGGUUUAUGAGAGAAUCUGAGAGCUCAUAUGAAUGUAACUAGUAGCACAGCAAGCAUGAAUGGCAUGGCCUUAUGGCAAGCAUAUUAAAAUGUGUUAAAAAAAAAUCCAGAUUUCUGUGAGUUCUUGCUUUUUUGUAAACCUACUGUAUUUUGAUUUUUGUUAAUCUGAACUUUGAUAACGGAAAGAGAGGAACCUUUCUUGUUUAAAAUGAAUUAGAAUAUAGUAUGAAUACACACUAAGUAUGGACAAACAUUCAUUAUUACUUACACUUUCCCAUGCACUCUCCUCAUAUACAAUGUCUCGCACUAAUUUAUUGAUAUGAUUUCUCCUAUAGAAUAAUUUCAAUUCAAGUUCUCAUAGGCAAAUACAGUAUCUAACAUUCAUAUAUCCAUACACUUAGAUACAGUUACUCAAACUCAUAUGCUAAUAAACAAUUGUGCGAUUACACACGGUCAUGUUCAUCUGUACUCGUAGGCAAAGAAAGGAAAAAAGGUGUUGUACUUUCUGGUAUUAAAAUUCAGAAAUAUAUUUUUAUCCAAAUCAAGGUAGGCACUGCUAUCAGAAGUAAUGUAAUAAUUGCAAGGAACUAGCAGAUAAAACUUACUACGUCCAUCGAAUACUGAACAGUGGCACAAAUUUCCUUCGUGGUUAAUUGGGCAAUCCAGUAAAACAGUAGGAAAAUUAACCUAGAAUGUAAACAGUAUUUUAAUUGGUAUUCUUGAAUCUUGAACUCACAUCCUCCAAGACUGUAGAAGGUAAUGGGGUAGCACUGAGCCAAAAAAAAAAAAAAAAGAAAAGAAAAGAAAAAAAAAGUUUGCUGCGCGCAUCACUCACACAACUGCUAAUCAAAUUACAUCGUAAGUUAUGAACCACAGCUCUUUUACUUGAGGGGGAACCGAGAGUAUUUCAUAUCCAAAAUAUAUGGCCUCUUCUAGUUGAGGCAGAUCCUCGUUUGGGUGAUGAUACUCCUGGCCCUGACCUACUUGGUGGUGAUAAUACGUGGAUUUUGGUAGCCUAAGAUGAUGAGACCGCACGAGCCUGCUGCUCUACUCGCCCAUCAGCUGUUUCUAGGCCAGGUACCGGUAAUUGGUGGUGGUGGCGGUGCAACAGCUGCUCUCCUGACUGUUACGGGAGGAGCCAAAGUGGGCACCCCCACCACCAUCUCCCCGGAGGACCGAGGGACCACACCAGAACGGGUUGAAUUUGAGAAUUCCGUGGUUGAGCAAAGCGAUGAGGAAGAGUACCUCUCUGAGGACGAGUGGACCGACAGGAACUUUGGGGCUUCAGCAAAUGAGUUGGAUGACACGGACGGGGAUGAGGAUAGUGACUAUUCAGAUUUAAGUGAUGAAGAGGUUGAAGAUGAAGAAAUGGAAUUCAUAGAGGUGGUGGCACUCUGACUGCUGCCGAAACUCGUCGACUUGCUGAAUCUUGGCAGAGACGUUACUCAACAGACCGCCUUGAUGACGAUGAUGGUGUAUCAGGUCAUGAGACAGAGUCUGACUUAGAAUCUGAUAAUUACAGUGAAGAAUAUGGAGCUGA